Striga asiatica is the source of this 675-nucleotide messenger RNA. The record is from the annotation of a GenBank genome assembly. NCBI's taxonomy places the organism in Eukaryota, Viridiplantae, Streptophyta, Magnoliopsida, Lamiales, Orobanchaceae.
AUGACCUCCGCCGAAGAGCUCUUCUGCAACGGCCAGAUCCGCCCGAUCAGUCUCUCCGCCCACCUCCGGCGGCCGCCCCAGACUCUCUCUCCCCUGGCCGAAUCCGACGUGGCGGACGAGCGCGGGACUUCCGUCCGCGGCCGUGAGGCGAAGCCACGCGCCGGAUCCCUCCACCGGAGGACCAGAUCCAUGUCGCCCCCACGCACGGCGAACGACGACGGGGAGCCUAUCCCCGACGGCGACGGAGCGCCGCCGCUGCCUCUGCCGCCUGGAUCUCGAUCCUCGUCGCGGCGGUGGGUCCUCCUCAAGGAGUUUCUGUACAGGAGCAAGAGCGAGGGGCAAAAUAGUAAGUUCAGGGUUUCACUGUCCUUCUCGCCCAUCAAGGAUAACAAGAAGAAAACGACGUCGCAGGGUAACUGCGGUGGGUUAAACAAUAGAAAAAAUAAUAACAGUGACGGUAAAGAGGGUAAAUUUAGUGGUGAAAAAGAUGGGGCGGGUAAAAGGAAGGGGCUGUCGGCGCACGAGGCGCACUACGCCGCAAAAAGGGCGCAGGCGGAGGAGAUGAGGAAAAAGACGUAUUUGCCCUACAGGCAGGGCUUGCUCGGCUGUUUGGGCUUCAGGUACAGAAGCUAUGGCGCCAUUACUGGCUUUGCUCGAGUUUUUAAUCCUGUGUAG